AUGCAGUCGCUGCGCAGGAAGCUCGAAUCUACUACCAAGGCCAAUAAUGAAUUCAAAACUCAAGUUGAAACGCUUCGGGAGCAGCUGUCCAAAGCUGGGGAGAAGCUUAAGGUUGCCGAGGAAAAAGUCGCGUCUACCAAGGAGAAAUUGAAGACCUCUGAUGCCACCGUGUCCCGUCUAACCGAGCGGGAGAUGACUUUGGAGAACCAGCUCAAUGCCACGCAAGGUCGGGUGGCCGCUUUGGAGAAGGAACGUGAUGCGGCCGUCUUGUCGGCUAAGUCUGCUCAAGCUGAGGCCGAUGAGCUUAGGAAGAAGUAUAAAGAGACCGUAAAACAGGGAAAAAGCGCGAUCCUCAUGACUGAAGAGGCUCUCAAAGCCCAGGUGAAGAUCGUGGCUCCUGAUUUCGACACGUCGGCAAUCGGGGUCUUUAAAACCAUCAAGGAUGGCAAGAUUGUCGACAUGCCCAGGAAGUGA
Messenger RNA from Arachis duranensis, 474 nucleotides. RefSeq lists its product as uncharacterized. Lineage: Eukaryota; Viridiplantae; Streptophyta; Magnoliopsida; Fabales; Fabaceae. Bases 1 to 474 code for a protein of 157 amino acids. The record is from RefSeq and is a predicted model, not a curated record. The transcript has a single exon.